ACAGUUUAAUUGUUCGACUUUGAGUGAUCAACAUGACGCGCGUUCUCUUCCUGGCUUUCGCUGUGGCUCUGAUGGGGUUGGUGGGCGCCACCUCCCUGUCCAGGACCUAUCUCCCGCCGCAGGUGGUGCAGCCACAACGCACCUACUUGCCACCUGCCCCCAGAGUGGUUCAUGUCCAGCCGCAAAUCGUUCAUCGCCCCGUGAUCCAGCCCGUGGUGGUGCCUCAGCGCACCUAUCUGCCACCAGCUCCGCGGGUGGUGCCACACGUAGUGUCCAUCUUUCGCCCCGCCGCCCGACUGGUGUCACGACCAGCUCCCCAGGUGAUCCAGGUGGCUGCCCCACGUAACACCUAUCUGCCACCCCCAGUGGCUGCACCGGUCAACACCUACCUGCCGCCCCAAGUGGUGGCCCCCAGGAACACCUACCUGCCGCCCCAGUGA
Messenger RNA from Drosophila kikkawai, 440 nucleotides. RefSeq lists its product as uncharacterized. The record is from RefSeq and is a predicted model, not a curated record. Lineage: Eukaryota; Metazoa; Arthropoda; Insecta; Diptera; Drosophilidae.